Coprinopsis cinerea okayama7#130 is the source of this 963-nucleotide messenger RNA. RefSeq lists its product as hypothetical. Gene Ontology annotation, molecular function: transmembrane transporter activity. The transcript has 4 exons. Bases 1 to 963 code for a protein of 320 amino acids. NCBI's taxonomy places the organism in Eukaryota, Fungi, Basidiomycota, Agaricomycetes, Agaricales, Psathyrellaceae. Gene Ontology annotation, biological process: transmembrane transport. The record is from RefSeq and is a predicted model, not a curated record.
AUGGCGAGCCAAUCAAGCAACCUUACCUAUCGCCACCAUUCGGUCGUUCUGAUUCACGGUGAAGAGGCCUCAAGGGAGACGGAGCCCGGAAAUCUUGACACUAUUGGUCAAAUACAAAGCAGGCAGGUCGACCCGGUUCCCGAGGAUCCUGGCCGACAGGCCAGGGACAUACAAAUGCCGAUGGACCCAAAGCUGCUGGCAAACACCCGUAGGAAAGCGUUCAUCCUACGAACAAUCGCGCUGCUCUGUGCUUGCAGCCUGAGUGUCGGAAGUCAUUAUGCAUCGAAUAUCCUGGGUCCUUUAAAGAGUCGGUUGCACAGAGAACUGGGAACAUCGCAUACGGAGUUCGGGCUGCUGAUGGCAGCAUAUAGCCUGAACAGCACAUGGACGCCUCUCGUAGGUGGGCUCAUGGCGAAUAGGCUUGGGACAACCUUCGCCAGUAUCCUUGCGACUGGAGUCAUUUUCCUAGGCCAGCUUCUCCUACUCACCGGAGACAUCUUGGGAGAUGUCCGCUUCAUGGCGCUGGGGUUGUUCGUGUUUGGGCUUGGUAUAAGCCCACUGGCAGUCAUCCAAGAGACCAUUAUCGUUCGGUUUUUCAAGUCGCAUGGGUUGGGCCUUUCGAUGGCAUUCGGUCUCAUAGCCGGAAAAGGCUCCUCCUUCGUAGCGGCCAGAACAACGUACCCCUUGACCGAAUGGUUCGGCAGGCGUGCCCCUUUCUAUGUUGCAACAGGCCUUACGGCAUUUUCUGUUGCAACGAACUUACUUUAUCUCGCCUGCUCCCGUUGGCUCGUCACAGGUGCAGGGGCAGAGCUUGAAGCUCCUGAUAUCAAGCAGGAAGCUCGUCGUCGGUUGGCCAUCGACAACAUGUCAGCGGCGCAGGCUCUGGAAAAGGUCGCUGAGAAACGAUAUGUCAAAUUCCGUGCCAUCACGACGCUCGGAGAUGUGUUCUGGGCGGACCCCUAA